GUUACGUCAUCAACGAAGCAUUCCGCCCUUUCUCAUGUUUAGCUGCGCGAUACGGCACUCAGCAAUACUCACAGGCCUGUGCGAAUUUUCUUAUUAGUCGUGCUGCAACUGUUAAUUUGCAUUUGGGCAGAGCGUAUGGAAUUGCAGACUGACUUUUGCACCACCUGACUCCCGACUAACAUGGCCGAGAACCUGAAGAAGCGCCCUACCAAGGGCAUUUUGAAAUCGUCCACCAGCUUCGAGAAGCAGGAACAGGCGCAGCUAAAAGCAGCCAGCAGACAGAAAGAGACCAAGUGGGACGAGAUGAAUAUCAUGGCAACUCUGCAUCCCGCGGACAAAGACUACGGACACAUGAAGAUCGAAGAGCCAAAGACACCUUACAACUGGGCCAACGAGGAGUUGGAGUCGAUGGACGUGUCGGACGGUAAGGGCAUUGAUGCCAUGGCGUUGGCGGAGAAAAUUUCCACAGAGGCAAACCAACUACCAACGGUGUGCCAGGAGGAGGAGGAGGAAAGUGAAGAGGAGGAGGAGGAACUACCCCCUGAACAAAAGGCUCGGAAAAAUCACUUUGAGAGCAAAAGAAAAAUGCAUUAUAAUGAGUUCCAAGCGGUGAAAUUAGCGAGAAAAUUAAUGGAAGAGGAGGAUGACGAGGACGAAGAAGACGUUGCUGCGUCAAGUUCUACGUCUAACAAAGAUUCCGAGCAUGAGGAGGAGGAGGAGAAAGUGGAAAAAGAAGAGGCUGCCACAGCUGAAAAGGAGGAAAAGAAGCCCAGUGACGUGGAAUAAAAAUAGUCAUUUCACUGGCAGUAUGCACACAAAUGCGAACAAGUGAUACAAAAACAAUUAAGUGACACAGCUGGAGCCAAAUAAGGGCGAGAAUUUGGCUCAAAUCCUGUUAUCUGAUCUGGCUGGACUAAAUACGCCGAGUCUUGACUGUUUAAAUUUAAAUUAUUAUUUAAUUGAUCGAUCGCCAUUGCAAUAACAAAUAUUAUGACUCAUGUUGCUUGACAAAACGUAAUACAAGUAAUACUUAAUUAUGUCCUAGUCGUCGAUGUAUCCAAAUUGGCUGAGGGUGUGUGAACAAAAUCAUUCGAUUCCUAGGCAAUUGCAAAUUUCAGAUUAUUUAAAUGUUUUAGCAGAAAAUGUCCAUAUUUGGUGCGAAUAAAUACAAAAAUCCAACAGAAAUGAGAAACAAA
Cloeon dipterum is the source of this 1196-nucleotide messenger RNA. RefSeq names its product protein phosphatase inhibitor 2-like. Gene Ontology annotation, biological process: regulation of signal transduction. Gene Ontology annotation, molecular function: protein phosphatase inhibitor activity. The transcript has 2 exons. Bases 181 to 786 code for a protein of 201 amino acids. NCBI's taxonomy places the organism in Eukaryota, Metazoa, Arthropoda, Insecta, Ephemeroptera, Baetidae. The record is from RefSeq and is a predicted model, not a curated record.